AUUCCUGCUUCAGUAAAAUACAUUUUCUUUUGCAUGUCGCUUUCUUUGGCAAAUCGCACGCUCUAAGUUGCAAAUAUGAGUGUCAGCCUCGAUGUUAGGCUUAAGCGUGCGAACAAGGUUUACCAUGAAGGGGAUGUACUGGCUGGAGUGGUGGUGCUCGUGAGCAAGGAGGCAGUGCAGCACCAGGGGAUAUCUCUAACCAUGGAGGGGGUUGUCAAUCUGCAACUCAGCUCGAAAAGUGUUGGAGUCUUUGAAGCAUUCUACAAUUCCGUUAAGCCUAUCCAACUAAUUACCAGCAAUAUAGAAGUUGUCAAACCGGGAAAAGUUCCCAGUGGUAAAACUGAGAUCCCCUUUGAGUUUCCUCUCAAUGCAAAAGGAAACAAGUUGCUUUACGAAACUUACCAUGGAGUCUUUGUCAACAUCCAGUACACACUACGCUGUGAUAUGAAGCGCUCCCUCUUGGCCAAGGACUUAACCAAGACCUGUGAGUUCAUGAUCCACUGCCAGCCACAGAAAGCAAAAGUAUUACCAACGCCAGUAGAUUUCACGAUUACUCCGGACACACUGCAAAAUGUUCGAGAGAGGACGUCGCUCCCCAAGUUCUUAUUAAGGGGUAACCUUCACGCCACCAACUGUGUGAUCACGCAGCCUCUGACGGGAGAGCUGGUGGUGGAGAGCUCCUCUGUGCCCAUCAAGAGCAUCGAGCUGCAGCUCGUCAGAGUCGAGACAUGCGGCUGUGCUGAGGGCUACGCACGAGAUGCAACCGAGAUCCAGAACAUCCAGAUAGCCGAGGGUGACGUGUGCCACGGCCUCCCCAUCCCGAUCUACAUGGUCUUCCCACGCCUCUUCACCUGCCCCACCCUCGAAACCACCAACUUCAAAGUCGAGUUUGAAGUGAAUAUUGUGAUUGUGCUCCAUGACGACCACCUCAUCACUGAGAACUUCCCCCUCAAACUCUGCAGAGUGUGACUUAUCGACCAAUGGGCAAAACAGCCUCACUCAUGUGUCAAAACGACGGCCAUUUAAUUGUGUAUAUUAUGAUGGUCAGUUAAUCGUAAUGAGUCGUUAGAUGUGAAUCAGUAGUCCCCAUUGACUGCGGGUGGAUGCUGAUGGUACAGUAGGAUGGAGAACAGGAAAAAGAAAUGCAGCGUGAACUGAGUGAUGAACUGGUACCCAUCCCAGGCUGGGGAAGAGAGAGAGAGAGAGAGCUUUCAGUUUAAUUGCCAUAUGCCUCAUUUAAUUCAUUUUAAUUACAGAUUAGCUCUUGGAUCUAUGGUUGUAUUCUAAUUGUUCUCUCCUACAGACAGCGGAAGGUGGUCAUAAACAACAGGACUAUAUACAUUGAUUCCAUUUACCAUUGAUUCAAACCAACUGUCUCCUUUCAUCUGAUUUCACCAAAAUAGUAUAUCAACUGUUGCGCUUAGUUUUACAAAGAAUGUAAUGAUGUUGGUAAGACUUUGGAAUAUCCUCUAAAUAGUGAAAACACAGGACAUCUAAUUGCAGCCCAAAUGAGAAAAGUUGUAUUCAACUUGACUUCUUUUGAAGCAACCAUGGCCAGGACAAAUGAGAAUCUUCAUGGACAUUUUUUGCCCAUCUUCUUGGUGCACAGAUAUGUACCGCAUCAUCACUGAGUGCACUCCAAUAUGCACACUCCUGUCCUCCACUUGUGCUUGUGGCCUCGCCCCGCACCCCCUUUAUGGAGAAAACAAUAGUUUCCCAGCUGUCAGCUUAGCCACAACAACUUUUGAGGGACUGUUUUUCAUACACCAUCCCAAUACAAUUGCAAAUGAGAAAAUGACAUUAGAACUGUGCUUUUGCAAGAUAUUUAAUUAAUUUUGUUGUCAGUGACUGGACCGUCUGUUCAGUGUGUUAUAGUAUUUAACUUGCAGGAGAGCAUGUAUCAAAAGAUUCAGCCAGGACCAUGGACUGUGCCUUUGUUGCUUUUCAGCACCCAGGCUGACUAGCAUGUUGUGACCACAUUGUGUAUAUGUAUUUUAUUUCAUCUAUUAAAACACCUUUUCCACCUUUUUGAGAUGAA
This is a messenger RNA of Engraulis encrasicolus (European anchovy), 2038 nucleotides long. RefSeq names its product VPS26 endosomal protein sorting factor C (gene vps26c). Lineage: Eukaryota; Metazoa; Chordata; Actinopteri; Clupeiformes; Engraulidae. Gene Ontology annotation, cellular component: endosome. Gene Ontology annotation, biological process: intracellular protein transport. The transcript is spliced from 8 exons. The record is from RefSeq and is a predicted model, not a curated record. The coding region runs from base 76 to 969 and encodes 297 amino acids.